Drosophila guanche is the source of this 1562-nucleotide messenger RNA. Its product is annotated as basic-leucine zipper transcription factor A. Bases 54 to 1562 code for a protein of 502 amino acids. The transcript has a single exon. The record is from RefSeq and is a predicted model, not a curated record. Lineage: Eukaryota; Metazoa; Arthropoda; Insecta; Diptera; Drosophilidae.
CCAACGCGCUUGGCCUUGAGUGAGAGUGAAAAGUGGCAAGGUCGCACAGCUCCAUGGGGAAAUUACUGUUGCUCCUGCUGUUGUGGGCUCUGGAGCUCAGUCAUGGCAUUAAAGUGGAGCUGCCGCAGCUCCAGGAGGUGCUGGUGCCCAGCAACAACACCUCGAGUCCGCCCGUUUAUCGCGUGUCCCGGCCGGAGCCCAAGCAGCCGGAGAAGCGGGUGCCCACGCACCUGCAGGACAUUAUGCGACACCCAGGCUAUGUGGAUGAUGAUGCGGGAGAUGUAAUCCGCAUCAUUGAGCCGCCGCAGCACUUUCAGCAGCUGAAGCGCCUCAGGCAGCGGCAACCCCUCGGACCCGCAGUCGUCUGGGAGCAGCCCCGCAAACUGAGCAGCAAUCGUACGCCUACACAGCCACGCCCACAGCUGCCCAACGGGGAUCUGCUCACACAGGAGACGCAGCACGCGCCACAGGCCAACAAUCUGCAGAUUCCCAUGGAGAUUCUGGCUUCAGUGCGAAAAACCGAACGUCUGCUGCAUCGCCAGCGGCAGCUGGCAGCGGGAAAGCUCCCGCUGGGCGUUCGGCAGCGCCACAUCCAGCGGCAGUCGCACACGCUGAUCGCACAGAAAUCUCUGGAGCAGCAGCUCUACCAGCGUGGCCAGCAGCAGCGACUGCGAGCGGUACUCAGCCGGAAUCAGCAGCAGGAACACAAGCGGCCAAAGCGCAUGAAGCGGGCGGCACAGAGCGGCGCCUACGAUGUGCAGCAGGGCCUCAAGUUGGUGGCGCACAUUGGCGAUUUGCUGCGGAAUGCCACGCUGUAUCUACCCGACGAUGAGGGGGACGGGGUAAAGCUUAAUGAGGUGAAAAAGUCAACGGCGUGCAGCGGCAAUGCAACCGCCAACUGCGACAAUCGACGACGUCGCCAAAGGCUGUUCAAGCCAUCAAAAACAGCGGAGAAGCAGAGGGAAAAACUGAGGGAGAGGCGUCGCAACUUCCGCCAUGAGGCAACAACAACAACAACAACAACAACAACAACAACUACAGUCAAAUCAGCAACAAGAGCCGCAACAUUGAGUGGCAAUUCAACAACUUCCGCAACACCGCUGGCCAGCCGCCUGGUAAAUUCACGUAAAUCAUCAAAUAAAAAUUGCCACCACGGCGUUUCGCUGGGCCGCAGCGAUGAUUCCAUACUUUAUGCAGACAUAAUGACAAAUAUACGCCAGCUAUGGCAGGAGCAAGACGAACUCCUUGGCGCAGCACCACCGCAGUUCAUUGCACCGCAUCAGGUGGCAAACAAUACGGAUUAUCGGGCGCUGGAUGUGUACCUCAAGGACCUCGAUGAGCUCUCCAAGCGACUUCCCACAGUGGCGUCCAUAACUGGUCUGAAUCGUGAGGAGUUGGAGCGUGCCACACCGCCGCCCAGUUGGUAUUUGAUCAAUCAGGAGGGCAAGAUCUAUGAGACGCGACUGAGCAGCGAAACGAAACCCUCAUCGUCGCUCUUUCAUCGCUUUCCGGACAUGCCCAAGGGAGAUGGAAGCUUGGACUCCACUCUGGAUGUGAAGUAG